Conger conger (European conger) is the source of this 4760-nucleotide messenger RNA. It is a transcript of the gene vmac, whose product is annotated as vimentin type intermediate filament associated coiled-coil protein. The transcript is spliced from 2 exons. The record is from RefSeq and is a predicted model, not a curated record. NCBI's taxonomy places the organism in Eukaryota, Metazoa, Chordata, Actinopteri, Anguilliformes, Congridae. Bases 654 to 1196 code for a protein of 180 amino acids. Gene Ontology annotation, cellular component: type III intermediate filament.
AGAAACGAACGGGUGUUUCCGGAGUCUCUAAUCCACAGGUUUCAAGGAAGCUAGCGGAAAAGUUUAUUUAGUAAUGCAAGUUAUUCAAAGAGAAAGUUUACAUUUAUGCAAGCGACGUGAACAACAAAAGGAGUGCAUUUAGAAUUGUUGUUCUGGGUACUUGCAUGGAGUGUAAUUACCAUGUUGUUUGUGUUUUAUUUAUUUUACCGGGUUCAUAACGUUAGCUAAUGGUAGCUAACUUGGGCAUCUAACUGGCAAACCCGCAAGCUAGCAGCGAGCUACGUGUUUAUCUUAGUAGUGCUCAUUUGUCUGCGUAUUUCCUCGCAUAUAUAUUUUCUCUGUAGACUCUGUAAACCGGGCUACUACUGGUCAGUUUCCAAUGUUCUCUGCACAUGCUGACGUCUUGAUAUCAGGACUAUUUAUCGAUCAUCACUCGUUUCUGGUCGCUAUCGAUCUUCAGUAUAAAGCUUUUCAUCAUGAACAGGCGUACCCCAACAUGAGAUGAAAACCAGACACCCGUUGACACAGCAUGCACUAAGUGUUGCUGACGAAUUCAAUCAAAAGGAGCCUGCCAUCAACGAAAGCUAACGGAAUUUCAGAGCAACCGCCUCGGAGAAAGACGAGAAGUUGUUUUGCGCGACAGUUCGUGUGACAUGUCCUUGCCGUCCCCGGUGCAGAUCAAGGAGGCGAAUGCGCACCUGUUCGCCGUGCACAGGCGGGUGGCAGAGCUUGAACAGCGGCUGGAGGCAGCGGAGAACACCGUGCGCGAGCAAGCGGAGAGCCUUAUCCGAAAAGACGAGCAACUUCGGGCUGCUACGCAGGAAAUCGCGGAGGUCAAGGAUAGGGAGAUCGCCUAUCUACAUGAGAAGUUGUGUAAAUCGGAGGAAACCAUUCAAAAGUUCCAUAACGUGGUGAAACAGAAGGAUGUCUUGAUCGGGCAGCUGCAACACCGCUGCCAACUGCUGGACAAUAUCUGCAAGAGCCGGCCGCUACUCGACGGCAUGCUGUCGCACAUGGCCGAGGCGGAGCGGCUGGGCCCUGUCCUCGGUCCCAUCGAGACCGUCAGUUUAUCCCUCACUGACGGCGAUUCAAACUGCAGCCCCAGCCGCAUAGUCAACCACAAGGACUUUUCCCUCAGCGAGGAUGACAUGGACGACCAAGAUAUAGACGAUAUUGUAUUUGGAACUACCGUGUAACACAGCGUGUCAGAGCCGAAUGUCAGUUUUUUUGUUUUUUUUUUGGGGGGUGGGGGGGGUGGGGGUGGUUUUGACCGAGGCUUUUCAUCUGAAAGGUAGGAAGCACCAACGCAGAGUUUUUCGGGACAAGAUGAUGCUCACCUCUUAUUAUUUUCGGUUCGCUCAUCAGCUGUGAAUUGUUUUACUUUACUAAUCUUGAGUAAGUUGCAACAGUGUAGACAGACACAGAGCUGCACGCUGAGAACCUUCUCUUUUAAAAGGGAUUUAAAAGGUUGGGGGGCAGCAGACACAACUGUUGGCAUGAUGAAGCAAGUUGAGAUCCCGGUCCUCUAAUGAAAAUUUAGUGUAUGACUGAGCCAAGUGAAUGAACACACACACCCCGUUGAAAAUUCUGUACAUUUUCAUAAUGCUGUAUUUAUCUCAUCUGUAGAAUGACAUUCAGUCAUGUUUAAAAUAUUUAUUUGACUCCAUUAACUUCAAACUUCAAUCUAAUUCUAGUUGGCAGCAAAAUCUGAAUUAUUUUACACACAACAAUGUAACAUUGGAUGGCCAAUUGUAGUAACAAAUCUGUAAAUAUUGUCUGUAAACUGUUAUGUGGCCUUGGUUGGCAUUUCCCAAAUUUCAGCAUAUUUAAAUGGCACUGAUCAUGCACUUCAUACACAGUACAAUUGCUAUUGAAAGUCAACAUAUAUUAACAAUUUGCUUGUUAUAUGUUUAGCAUUUGUAAACCGAUAAAUACCCAAAUGCUUGCUGCACAAAUCUUCAAGUUCAGUCUUAUUUGAAUUUAAAACUUAAAUCUUGUACGAAAGAAUGUCCGGUAAAAUGUCCAGUUAUUAAUGUAAAAAUGUAAUAAACAUAAACAUACAUAGACGUACAUAAACAGUUUAACUAUAGAUAUGUUUAUUUUUAGUCAUGCCGCUGAUUGAAAAGUUAGACUUAGCUAGAGGCACUUUUCAGGGAUCAUAUUUAAACAUUUUAACCUCUUAACUAUGUCAUUUAUGGCUAUCCCAGAGAAAACUUGAACCACUAUAAUGAUGAUGACGAUGAUGAAUGUAGGGAAGAAGAUCCUCUUUACUCAAAUGCCAUAUGCUGCCUGGCACGUAUCCUCCUCUUUACCAACUACCAUAGGCCUUUCCAGAAGCUGUGAUAUACGGGUACAGUUAGUGACCAUCUUUAGAAACAAAAUGGCACCCACCAUGAGUUUAUAUGGAAGCUGGGUUUCUCAUGAACAGGCUCUUUUCAGGGAGACAAAGACCGUUGUUCACCAAAGCUUUCAUUUCAAACCAGAUCAUUCUUUACAAUCAUCUUAAUGUUAAAAGGAAUUACAUGUAAAUUCAAGAUUUGAUAAGGAAAGCAAAGCAUGAAGUCCUUUACAGCCUGUCUCUGCAACAACAUUAUGAGGGAUGAGAAUGUCCAACUCCGUUUAAAGGUACAAUAGGUAAUUUCGGAUUUCUAAGGGUCACGAGAGAAAUUACGCAACAAACGCACUCAAACCACAACAUUGUUCAUCCCACCCCCUUCUCUGUGAACACGCUGACACGUUGAAACGUCAUUGGCUGUGGCUAUUAGAACCAAUUUUCAACCAAUGAGCUUGAAUUAUUGUACAGCUAUACAAUGUUUUGGUACAGUGCCGGCCUGUCAACUGCAUAUUUUGAAAACGGUGAGUCAAUAUGUCAGUGAGCCUUUUUCAGUUAUAGGAAGGGAUUUACAAUGGUCUUGGAACAAUGUUUUAACACAAAAAUACAAAGAUUACCUAUUGUACCUUAACAAAGGUAGAAAUCCCUCACACAAAUAGUCUCCUGUUCUAUUUACACACCUGGCAUUCACAUAAUUUAGUGAUGUUUUUUUACCUAAAGGCACUCAAUGAGGAUAUUUGUUGAGCACAAUUAUUUAGAUGUGAUUAUCACUAGAGAGUGUUAAUGGGUGUCUGAGCAAGAGUGUAGAAAUGUAUUGUUCCUAUGAAUUUUGCCACUUGUGGUAUGAGUACACAAUGUGCACUUUAAUCAGAGGGAUUUUGUGAAGUGAGGGUACUGUUUCAUUUUUGGUGAGAUUAAUAAUAAUGCUCGAUGAUACUAGCAAAUCGAUACAAAGCAAAAAUAGGGGAUGUGUGGCCUAAUUUAUUUUCAGUUAAUUUGAGUGGGGAUGUGGCACCCACAGGGGCAUUCCAGCAGCACAGGGUGCGAUUUGGGUUUCCGAUCACCUGGUCCGUCUUCAGGCUGGGAAGUUGCUUCGAUGAAGCAGUCUAUGCAAACGUCUAGGCUACAUUUGCCACACUUUUGCGGCUAUAUUAAGAACAUGAAUAAUCUUUGCUCCAGAUGCCACCAGCUUGCCGUGGGAGAUCAUGACAACGCACAUUGGAUUGAAAUGGGUUAAAUAAAAACGCUGCUCAUUUUUACCCCCCGUCAUCGGCAGUUUUUGUUUAUGUAAAGUUCUCUUUUUAUUUAGCAAGUCGAUGCAGUUUGCUUCAUCAUGGCUCAAAUUCCACAUUGAGAAGCAAAAGGUAUCAAUUUUCCUGUGGUUUCCCUGGCUGUGUUACACAAUACGGCUGCAGGAUACAGCCGGCAUAGAUGAUAUACUAGUGCGUAUAAAGGUCAUUUGUAGAGUUGCCCAUUUCUUUUUUUUUAUUUUAAAUAAAACUAUAACACUUAAUGAGUGUUGUCAACCUGUAGUCUGUUUUGACACAUAUGAAAUCUGGUUCCAUGUUACUAAAAUACACAAUGUGAGUUGCGAACAAUGAAGAAUGUUUUUUCUUUUUCAGCUGUGUUAAAGGAAAGACUAGGUAUAAUCCCAGGAUUCAUUUUGUUUGCUACUGCAGUGUUUACAUUUCUGUGAUGCCAGCUUGCCUCAUUAAAAUAAACCAAACAUACAAUUGCUUUGGAUAAUUUGAUAGCAGUAUUUGGAUUUUUUUUUGUACUUCUUGUUGAAAACCAUUCAGAGGAUCUGAAAUGGCAUUUGGUUCUUUACAAGUGUGUGUGUACAAUCUGUGAAAUAUUUCUUUAUCUGCAUCUACAUGAAAUGAUUUCUGAUGCCGCUUAUGAGGACACCAUUGCAGUUCAGUUAAUCCAAGACAUUACCUUUCUAUGCAAAUCUUUGUCCCAUUCGCAUUUUAGGCAAAUUAUUUUGUUCCAUAAACUGAGGAAACUGCAUGGUUCCAGUGACUUCAGAGGCAACAUUCCCACAAGCACAGGAUGUCAAUAGUCAAUUGUCCAUCAAAUGGCUGGUUUCUGCUCCUUUUGCCUUAAUUCAUACAGUGGGAGAAUGUGCAAUGUCACAACCAUCGGGAUUCAAAAAAACAUUUUAAUCCGAUCACUGGUUUCACCAGUGACUGGUCAAAUGAACGUUAGCUUCAGACAAUAUAUUCAUGUUCUAGUUCAAAAGGAAAACCAUAACUUGAACAUUCCAGUCCUAAUAUAGUCAAGCCAAAGCUAUACAAGAAAACAAGUCCUGUUGAGUUGUCUGGAUAAAGGGUUCUGGUAUUUUUUCAUGCUGAAGACAGAUAAUCUGUCUUUGAUAUGAUUUGUACAUGUGUUUAACACUGGCUUUAAUAAAAACAUUGUGAUUCUU